AUGGCGUUUUCACGAUCCUUGCAGCUGUGCCGCCUUCUGCGCUCAGGAGCUGAGCGGCCUGUCAGGUUUGCGAGGACGUCCACGCGACCUGGUCAGCUCUUUCCGGAGCUGGGCGAGUCGGAGCAGAGUUCCCCGAGGCGAAGUAUUGAGCCGGAGAUGCCAAGACGGCCGGCCUGGGAUGAUGACACUGAAUGGGAGGCUUCUUUGGAGGCCAAACCCUCUGUCAAGCCCAAGCCUAAGCUGCCGCUGGAGGAUGUGGGCGACUUCAUCCUCUCCCUGGCGGUGCGCCGGAAGAUGACGGGCUACGCGCUGCUGCGCUUCGGCGACUUCCUGCCGCUGCAGUUCGGGCUGGUGGACGUGUCGAAGCACGGCCAGGACGAGGCCCAGAAGAAGGCCCUGGAGGUGGCGGCGGUGCUGCGGGACCUCAAGCAGGUGGCUCCGAAGAAGCUGCUGCAGCUGGCGGAGAACCCGGAGGCCAUGGAUGCGCUGGGGGAGGAGAUGAAGAGCAGGCAGUGGAAAUGGGUGAUCGCCUUUGACGACUCCACCAUGGAUCGAGGUCCGCCUGUGAAUGUCAGGGAGAAUCGCGCCCAGCGCACCGUGUCUAUGCUGCAGGGCCUGCUGAUCUCGGACUGCAAGAAGAUCUUCAAGUCCGCGCCGCAACUGGUGAACCCCAGGAGGCACUGCUGCAAGGUCUUCAAAUGA
Messenger RNA from Effrenium voratum, 702 nucleotides. The record is from the annotation of a GenBank genome assembly. Lineage: Eukaryota; Dinophyceae; Suessiales; Symbiodiniaceae.